GAGGAGUUAUCAUUUUGUUGACUUUGACACACUCCGCGUUAAGCCGAACCCAAAUCGAACCACCGUCCCACGUGGCAUUACCCACUUCUUAUCUUCCACCUGUACCCGCCAAAUUCCAAAUCUCUCUCUCUCUUAAUUCCAUUCAUCAUCACAUUCUCAUCUCUCUUUCUAUUUUCUCUCUCCUCUUCCAUUCAAUUCCUCAAGCGCCACCACAACGAUGCCGUAUUGCGACGUUGGAACACAAACAUCUUCCCCAGCCACCUCCUCAUCCGCCGUCGCACCCGCCGAUGCUCAUCUCAACAAUGACGUCAAAAUCUUCUACAGAACCUACGGUCGCGGUCCUACCAAAGUCCUUCUCAUCAUCGGAUUGGCUUCGACGCAUGAAGGAUGGGGUCCACAAAUAAAGGGAUUUACUGGAACAAACGUACCUAAUGAUGAAGACGACGCCGUUUGGAGUUGUGAAGGUGAUAAUGAGGCCGGCGGUGGUAUUCAGGUUUGCGCUUUUGAUAAUCGGGGCGUUGGUCGGAGCUCCGUGCCCAUUAGAAAGUCCGAUUACUCAACGAAGAUUAUGGCAAAGGAUGCAAUUACUUUGUUGGAUCAUUUAGGUUGGAAAAAGGCACAUGUUUUUGGGCAUUCCAUGGGAUCUAUGAUAGCUUGUAAAUUAGCAGCAAUGGUUCCUGAUAGAGUUCUCUCCAUGGCAUUGCUCAAUGCAACAGGUGGUGGUUUUCAAUGUUUUCCAAAGUUUGACCGACGAACAAUCUCCGUUGCUUACCGAUUCUUGAAGGCAAAGAGUCCUGAGCAAAGAGCUGAAGUUGACUUGGACACCCACUAUUCACAAGAAUAUCUUGAGGAAUAUGUUGGAACCGUGAAAAGGAGAACGAUAUUGUAUCAGCAAUAUGUUAAAGGUAUAUCAAGUAGUGGAAUGCAAUCUAACUAUGGCUUUGACGGUCAACUCAGUGCAUGUUGGAACCAUAAAAUGACUCAAAAAGAGAUAGAAGCAAUCAAAUCUGCAGGUUUUCUUGUUUCAGUCAUUCAUGGCAGGGCUGAUAUAAUUGCUCAGCUAUAUUAUGCAAGAAGACUUGCGGAGAGGUUUCAUCCAAUGGCUCGGCUGGUAGAGCUUCACGGAGGUCAUUUAGUGAGUCAUGAGCGGCCUGAAGAGGUUAAUCAAGCACUGUUUGACUUGAUCAAGGCCUCAGAAGUGAAGAUGAUCCCACAUGAUUGGACUAACUUGCCAAAUACACAGUCUUGGUGGAAAGAGAGAAGGAUGUUAUUAGUCAAAAACAAUCAGAGUGGAAACAACAUCUCCACUGAGUACAUAAUAGAAAAACUGCAUUUCUGCAUACUAUACUUCCUUAGCCUCCUUAUUUUGGUAUUUGAAUUUGGAAGAAAGCUUGUAAGGAGCUUAAAGCCAGUUCGAGUUGGAAGUUCCACUGCAUACAUUGACAGUCAAUAAACCCCUUCUUUUUUUACUAGGUGGGUAAUUUAUAAUUUUGUAAACCCUUGAGUGGAAGAUCACAACACGGGUUCAGCUCGAUGAGGAUCAUGUUUAAGGCAAUUUUGACUCUGUUUCCUCAGGGGGUGGACUAGGAUUUCUCCCAGAUAGUGAGUUAUCAUGACACCAAACAUAGCCCUUAUUGACAUGAUGAAUGUAUAGCCAAUACAUCAAAGGGAAAGAGAAGAGGAUUGGAUGAUCCACUUUUCUUUGAUACACUGUAAUAAUAUAAUGUUGUACAUUUAAAACAGAUUAUUAAACUAUAAAAAAUCUGCUUCAUACCACUCGAUGGAUGUCAUGACUCAUGACCUCAGAAUAGGAAAAUCCUUCAUUGACAGUUAUAAAUAAUUUAUGAAAAAUUGUUGACCAAA
Molecule: messenger RNA, 1863 nt
Organism: Medicago truncatula (barrel medic)
Lineage: Eukaryota; Viridiplantae; Streptophyta; Magnoliopsida; Fabales; Fabaceae
Product: putative aminoacrylate hydrolase RutD
Exons: 11
Coding region: 218-1453 (411 amino acids)
Molecular function (GO): catalytic activity
Source: RefSeq, a predicted model, not a curated record